GUGAAGGCCGGCAAGGAGGUAACAAAGAACGCGAUCCGUUCAAUGGCCUUCCUCACCUCUGAGAUUAUCACGCAGUUUGCAGUUGGAAUGAACCCCAAGGGAUCUGAGAACAGUAAUGCCAAUUCAAACAAUCCAUCGGCCACAAACAGCGUCAAACACCUCUCGCUGGAUUCUCAGCAGGACCAGUACCCACCACCCCUAUCCCGCACCCUCUCCCUCUCCCCGCCCACAAGCCCUCUUUGGACAAGGCUCAAUCCAAGUUAG
Mesocestoides corti is the source of this 264-nucleotide messenger RNA. Lineage: Eukaryota; Metazoa; Platyhelminthes; Cestoda; Cyclophyllidea; Mesocestoididae. The record is from the annotation of a GenBank genome assembly.